UUCACAUACUGGGUCAUCCUCUUCUUCAAUAACAACUUCUAUUUCACCUAUUGCAGCUCAAAAAGUGGGUCAACAUUAAAAGUUAUGCUUGGGAAAGUAGUUGGUAGUGUUAGCGAUUUAUGGACUGCUCCAGGCAUUAAUAAUAAUCCUUCAAGUACUUUAUCUAGCUCUAGUUUAAAUGGCACAAAUAAUAGUAGUAGUAGUAGUAGUAGUAGUAGAUUACAACAUGCUGGGAAUGGAAAAGCUAAAAUAUCUUCACCUUAUAAUAUGGUUCAUGUUACUCAUGUGGGUUUUAAUCCAGACACAGGAGAAUUUACAGGAAUGCCAAGGGAAUGGCAACUUUUACUUCAACAAAGUGGGAUUACCAAAAAAGAACAGCAACAGAAUCCUCAGACUGUAUUGGAUAUAUUAGGAUUUUAUAAAGAUUCUAAAGAACAAUCAUUGGAUAUGGUUUGGGAAAAAUUUGAUAAUGUUCAUCCAAAAACUUAUAAACUACCUAUUCGGUCUACACCUCCGCCAUUACCGCAAAGAACCAAACCGCAUCAAAGAGCAGUAAUGUCAACACUUCUUCAAUACCAUCUAUCACCACAGCACCACCUAUACCAGCACGUCCAGAUAUAUCAUUAAAUAAAGUGCCUCCACCGAAACCUCCGUUAUCAACAAAGCCUUCUAUAUCAUUGAGAACUAAACCAGCCCAUAAUACAACAUUAAUCACUUCUGUCCCAACUACUACACCUACACCACCUCCUAGAACUAAACCAUUGACACCACCUAUUAUUUCAAAUGGAAUUACACCAAUUCGAGCCACUUCUUCAGUUUAUAUUGCAUCUUCUGCAGCUCCACUAGAUCCAGCCUUAGAUAAUACUUUACAGGAUAAA
Messenger RNA from Cokeromyces recurvatus, 878 nucleotides. RefSeq names its product P21-Rho-binding domain-containing protein. The transcript is spliced from 4 exons. The coding region runs from base 85 to 627 and encodes 180 amino acids. NCBI's taxonomy places the organism in Eukaryota, Fungi, Mucoromycota, Mucoromycetes, Mucorales, Mucoraceae. Gene Ontology annotation, molecular function: protein serine/threonine kinase activity. The record is from RefSeq and is a predicted model, not a curated record. Gene Ontology annotation, biological process: actin filament organization.